Molecule: messenger RNA, 3618 nt
Organism: Equus caballus (horse)
Lineage: Eukaryota; Metazoa; Chordata; Mammalia; Perissodactyla; Equidae
Gene: DYNAP
Product: dynactin associated protein
Biological process (GO): activation of protein kinase B activity
Cellular component (GO): plasma membrane; Golgi apparatus
Source: RefSeq, a predicted model, not a curated record
AGCCUCCUUCAGGUCCUCCUCGCUCAAUCCACUGAACCUCCCCCUCCCCACCUAUAGCCCUAGUUCCCACCUCAGUUCCAGACCCAGCUAUGACUGAGAAGGAGUUAUAUUUAUCCCACCAGCAUGAUAAAUCCUAAAAUAUGUCACUCGAGUCUUGUUGGUAUUCAUUAUUGUUGUUUGGUCUUUAUAACAGAGUUAAUGUACUAAAUGUCUUUCCCUGGCCCCUUCCCCCCAUUGUUUUCCUCCUUAGCACAGAGUAAUGCCUAGUCAAUGGAAGGGGCACUCUAAAAAUACCUUGGAAUUCAAAAAGUAUUUCAUAAAGCUUCUAUAUCCCACCAGGGUUGCAGAUAUAAAGGGAGAUGCUUGAACUGAAAAAUAUUCUUGGAGUUAAGCUUGUGGUAUUGCAAGCUCAAGAAUGGACAGAAAGCAUGGAAAAUACGUAGCGAAUAUCGAACAAUCUGAAAACCAGCCACCAAUCACGUGUUCCAAUGAUCAAGAGGCUCACAGCUCUGCGUGCUGGCGUCCACCUUCAAAUGACAUAACUGGGGAUGUCUCUUCCAACUUAACUGGGGUCUGCACGAGCCCAGGAGUCCUUACAUACUCAGGACACCCACACACAGCAUUGUGCAAUACACAGGUAAAAGAAAAUUGCUGCAAUAACUGGUCUUUGUGGAAAUUCUUUCUGGCUUGUCUCUUAGCCUGUGCCAUAACAACAGCAGUUGGAGUACUCAUAAUAUGCCUGGUGACUAAUAGAGGAAAUGACAAUUCCACCAUUGUUAUCCAGCUGCCCUCAAACAAUGGGAAGCCUGUAGUUAUCAUUCCUGGAACAACCUCUACUGCUUCUCAACCUACAGUGACCACCACUUCAACGGAACCUACAACUACAACUGUUUCAACAGAAUCUACAACCACUGCAACGUCCACUGAAGCUACAACCACAGAAGCCACAACCAUCACUUCAACUGAACCCACAACCACAACAGGCACAACCAUCUCUUCGACUGAACCCACAACCACAGCAGCCAUAACAAUCACUUCAACUGAACCCACAACCACAGAAGCCACAACCAUCACUUCAACUGAACCCACAACCACAACAGGCACAACCAUCUCUUCAACUGAACCCACAACCACAGCAGGCACAACCAUCACUUCAACUGAACCUAUAGCCACCACCUCUUCAACUGAACCUACAACCACGACAGCCACCACCACAACUUCAAGUGAAACCACAGCUGCCACCACUUAAACAGAAUCUACAACUGCUGCAACUUCAAUAAUAGCAAAUGCUACUGCCGCUUAAUCUUAGCUGACGACUAAAGCAAUCACUAUUCCCACCAUCUCUUUGACUAAAUGCACUACAUUCACUUCAACUGAGUCUAUAAUCAUUACCAUCUCCACUUAGCCUACAAUAACAAUGGUCAUCACUCUCAUUCAACAAUCUCGAAUCACCACCUAUUCAUCUGAAGCUGCAAGGACAAAAGCCAUCAUUUCACUUUAACCUAAUAGAAGUACCAUCCAUCAUCAAAUUGUUGUCUUCUACGGCAAGUUAACCUUUAAUUAUUAUCACUACAAAUUAACCUACAACUACCCCGACCUCUCACACUGGCUCUUCCCCCAAAUUGUAGCUACCUCUUCUCCAAUAGCCGAGUCUAUAUCCACUGCCAGUGCUAUAUUAUUCCUACAGCAGCUACCAUAAUGCCAUUUGAAGAACAAUAAUUUAGACAAAGAAUAAUUUUCAUUAAAUCAUUUUUCACUAAAUCUACCCUUGGGACUUCCAAAAAUAUUAAAACUUUUUAUUUUUAAAGAACUGACAGUUUAAGCUAUAAAGAAUCUGCUCUUUGUUCUAUAGUUCAAAAUAAUAUAACUUUAUAGAAAAAGUAAUCCAAUUUGCUUAUUCAGGAAAUCAUUAAGAAAUUCUACAUAAAACCUUAUAGUAAAAUGAGCCAUUUAGAUUUAAUAUGCAUUGCUUUCAAUUCAGAACAUUGCAUUCCUCUGCACAGAAAUUACAUGCAUAAUAAACAGAAGUUUUUAUAGGGGGAGAUUUAAGCAAAUUUAUGCAGAGAGAAUUUUAGAAUUUAUAAUGACUGUUUCCUUUAUGGUGAAGUUUGUUAUGUUUCUUCAAUUUCUCUUUAGAUUGCAAUUAUCUUUUAAGCAAUUAUGUUCUAUUUGCAUUAAUAUUACCAAAAAUGCACUUGAAUCUCUAUUUUAAAAUUAAGUAAUUAAUUUUCUGCAAUCUUGUAAGCCAAUCAAUUAAGUGACAUGUCUUAAGUCCCAACUAUGUGCUAAAGUAAGGAAGACACAAGAAGAAAAUAGCAAUGCAGAUUAAGCAGCAAAUUUAUUAAUUUAGACUCUGUUCAUUUUGAAUUAUGAAUAAUUCUUGCAGAUUUAAUUGCAAUCAAUGAUACCCCAGACAUACUAAAUCAGGAUCUUUAGAUUGGGACUAGUAAUCUGUAAUUUAAAAACCUUCACAAAUGUUUGUAAUGUCCAGGGAGUUUUGAGAAUCACUGGUUCAAAGGUCACAUUCUAAGAAUGACAUUAGUUAGACUGAUAUAAUUUCUAAUUAAAAAUAUUAAAAGUCAGAAUCAUGUUCUAGGCAUGCAAGAAAAAUCAUUAUAGACCUAGCUAUGUACAAAAAUCUUACUUAACCAAUUAUAUAUAAGAUCAAGAGGAGAAUGUUUCAUUUACCAAAUGAAAAAAAUAUUUUCAAGAAACACUUUUAAAUUAAAACUUCUGGGCAAAUUAUAAAUAUUUAAUAUCUCUUAAAGUGAGACUGAAGUGAUACUCAUUGUUAACUUUUCCUGGCUAUUUUAGUCAUGUGCUUAGAAGUAAUGAAGUUUUAGUAAAUAUGUUAAUUUUUACUAAUAAUUAGAUUUCUAAUAAUGCAUGUUGAUCUUCCCUUCCCUCUUUGCCAUUUUGAUUAGGGAUAUUUUAUGAGAUAUUUAAAACUUCACUGAUUAGACCAUUCAAUUUCUGAUUUGGAGUUACCAUUUUCUAAUUCUUUCACAGCUCCAUGAGUUAUCAGAAUGAUAAAUGACCUGAAGUUUACCCAUACUCGUAAAUAAAUACAUCGACAGCUUAUUUUAUAAAGAAUAAGAUUUCCUCAGCCUGUAACACAGUUGGUCCUUAUGAAAUACACAUUGAAUAAAUAAAUAAAUGGUAGCUAACUCGUACUGUAUAAGAUCCAUGAGAGCCAGCCCGGAUGGCCAGCAGUUAAAGUUUGGCACUCUCACCGCUUCAGUAGCCCGGGUUCGUUUUCUGGUCCCAGAACCACACCAUCUGUUGUCAGUUGCCAUGCUGUGGUGAUGGUUCACGUAGAAGAACUAGAAGGACUUACAACGAGGAUACACAACCAUGCACUGGAGCUUUGGGGAGAAAAACAAAAGAGGAAGAUUGGUGACAGAUGUUAGCUCAGGGCAAAUCUUUCCUUGCAAAAAAAAAAAAAUCCAUUAGAAUAGACCCUCUGUAUUACUUAUUAUCGUAUCCAUCUGGCAUAUAGUAGACCCCAAGAAAUAUAUAUUUCAAAUAUUUAUAUUUGAAAGAUAAUUUUUAAUGUACGAUUGUGUAAGAACAAAAUAUUUGGCAUCUUAAAUACUAGUUUUAAUAAAACACUUUAGC